Pseudogymnoascus destructans is the source of this 309-nucleotide messenger RNA. RefSeq lists its product as uncharacterized. The transcript has a single exon. The record is from RefSeq and is a predicted model, not a curated record. Bases 1 to 309 code for a protein of 102 amino acids. Lineage: Eukaryota; Fungi; Ascomycota; Leotiomycetes; Thelebolales; Thelebolaceae.
AUGUCAAAAGAAAAAGAAAAGAAAGCCAACUCAUCCUCAUCUCCCGCCUCCCCUCACCAUGCACAGCCAAGCACGGCACUCAAUCCAGCACCGCCGGCCGUACGGAAAUUACCAAACCCCCCCCAAAAAGCACGGCAGGCUUGUGGUCCACAGCAGCGCCAUCGCUACCGUUUACCGGAUGACGACGCUACGAGGGUAGUAGAGUUGGGACCGCCGGAGAGAGACGGACUCCUGUCAGCGACGCCUGUCAUUGACGCCACGGCGUUGUUCUUGCCGCGGGCCGGUUUGCGCCGUGUCUUGUGCCCCUGA